This is a messenger RNA of Truncatella angustata, 3252 nucleotides long. RefSeq lists its product as uncharacterized. NCBI's taxonomy places the organism in Eukaryota, Fungi, Ascomycota, Sordariomycetes, Amphisphaeriales, Sporocadaceae. Gene Ontology annotation, molecular function: ABC-type transporter activity; ATP binding; ATP hydrolysis activity. The record is from RefSeq and is a predicted model, not a curated record. The coding region runs from base 1 to 3252 and encodes 1083 amino acids. The transcript is spliced from 3 exons. Gene Ontology annotation, cellular component: membrane.
AUGGCGAGACUGAAGAUGUCGCUGUCAAGCUUGAAGGUGCUGGCGCUGGGCGCAUUAUCGUUAUCGCCAUGUCUAGUAUCUGCACAGCAGAACUACACCCAGGAGGAUAUGCUGCGGGCACAGCUCACGCUCUUGACUGGUCGUCCAGAUGACUGCCCCCCGUGCUUUAACUGUCUCCUCCCGGCUUAUCAGUGCGGCCAGUUCUCCGAAUGCAACGAGUACAACGGAAAGUGCGAAUGUCCUGCUGGUUUUGGUGGUGAUGAUUGUCUGGAACCGACUUGCGGAUCCCUCGCCCGCGGAAAGGACCGGCCCAUGCGACAAGGCGACUCGUGCGGCUGCGACGAUGGCUGGUCCGGCAUCAACUGCAAUGUCUGUACCGACAACAAGGCUUGCAACGCUUUGAUGGAGACGGGUGCCGACGGCGUGUGCUAUGCCAACGGUGAAGUCGUCAAACAGAACCAUCAGAUGUGCGACGUGACCAACGACAAGAUAUUGUCUAUGCUCGACGGCAAGAUCCCACAGGCCACUUUCACCUGCAAGAAGGAGGAAGCUAUCUGCGAUUUCCAGUUCUGGAUCGACCGUCUCGAAUCCUUCUACUGCCACCUCGAGGAGUGCGAGUCUAGCGCCGAUAUCGAUUCCAACAAGAACAGCACCUACUACAAAUGCCCAAAGGUCGAGUGUUCCUGCAUCCCUGAUCGAAUGCUCUGUGGUCAGGAUGGCUCCAUCGACCUCACAGACUUCUUGGCCGAGGGCAUCACCGGGCCUGCUCAGUUCGAGUGUCUCCAAGAGAGCGGCGGAGCGAACAGGUGCAAGUUCAGGGAACCCGAGCUCGACGGCAUGGUGAGGAGCAUCUUCGGCGACCCCAGUAUUGAGCUGAGCUGCCGCUCCGGAGAGUGUCUCUAUGCCACCGAGAUCCCUGGCUACCAAAAGCCCAUCAAGCCAAUCAACACGCCACUCAUUGCAGGCGUCAUUGCUGGUUGCUCCUUGUUCCUCGUCGCUGUCAUCCUCCUCAUCUGGUAUCUCUCCCGACGAUCCAGCCAGUACCAGCCUCUCUCAUUGGACGACUCUGAUGACGAGGCCAUUAAGCUCAUGACUGACCACACACCCGCAUCUCUCUACUUCUCUGAGGUGGCAUACGACCUGAGCGGAAAGCGCAUUCUCCAAGACAUCCAAGGUGUCGCGCAUCCCGGCGAAAUCACUGCCAUUAUGGGUGCUUCUGGUGCUGGCAAGACCACUUUCUUGGAUAUCCUGGCGCGAAAGAACAAGCGCGGAAAUGUGUCCGGCAACUUCUACGUCAACGGCGAGAAGGUCGACGAUGCUCAGUACAAGAACGUCGUUGGCUUCGUUGAUCAGGAAGACACCAUGCUUCCUACUCUGACUGUGCACGAAACCAUCCUCAACUCAGCUUUGCUCAGGCUUCCCAAGGCCAUGAGCCGUGCUGUGAAGGAACAGAGGGUAUACGAUGUUAUGAAGCAGCUUGGCAUCUACCACAUCCGCGAAUCCUUGAUCGGCUCUGAAGAGGGCAAAGGACGGGGUAUCUCUGGCGGAGAAAAGAGACGUGUCGGCAUUGCGUGUGAGCUCGUCACUAGCCCUUCGAUUCUCUUCUUGGAUGAGCCCACCAGUGGUUUGGAUGCCUACAAUGCCUUCAAUGUCAUCGAGUGUUUGGUCACUCUCGCAAAGACGUAUAAGAGAACUGUUAUUUUCACCAUUCACCAGCCCAGAUCAAACAUUGUAGCCUUGUUCGACCGUUUGGUUCUGCUUGCGCAAGGAAGAACUGUCUAUUCUGGACCGUUUGCUAGCUGCCAGGACUACUUUGACCGCAUUGGCUACUCCUGUCCUCCUGGUUUCAAUAUCGCGGACUAUCUGGUUGAUCUCACCAUGCAUGCCAGUUCUUUUGAGCCUUACGACGAUGAUGCUUUCAAUAACGAUUCCGGUAGCAUCGGCCCCAGCAGCACCGCUGCUGUCAAAUCAAUCCCUAGUAUCUCGGGCAACAGCACCGCUGAGGCUAGCGUCUCAGAUGAGCCAUCCUCGAGCCGGCCGAGACCUAAACGGAAAGACUCUAUUCGAGCGCGACAAGAGCGAGAACUCUUUACUCGUCGCAGGAGUACGGUCAAUACGGUCGAUACAGCCGCCUCUUCAGAUGUGGAUGAGGAGAUUGGAGCGUACAAGCUUCACAAACAGCAACCACCUCCGCACGUCAAUAUUGAUGAGGCGCAUGAUCUACCUCCAUCAGUUGGUAGCGGUACCGACCUGGACGAGUUGCAUCAAGCAUACAUGGAGUCCGACGUUGCAGAAAACACUCUCGAUGAGAUCCAGCAAGCUUUGGACAACGCCCGAAACGCCAAUGGACAAAACGGCUACACCCCUGAAGGUCCGAAUGUCUACACCGGUGCUAUUGGCAAAGGCUACGCUCGCGUCGGCUAUGGUCGGCAGUUCAUCAUCUUGUCCGGUCGUACUUGGAAGAACCUCUACAGAAACCCGCUAUUAAUGCUGACUCAUUACGCCAUUGCAAUCGUCUUGGCUGUGUUUGCCGGGUACCUUUUCUUUCACCUUACCGACGACAUCCCAGGUUUCCAGAACCGGCUGGGUCUCUUUUUCUUCUUGCUCGCACUAUUCGGAUUCAGCACAUUGACCAGCUUGAACGUCUUCUCUGCGGAGCGUCUUCUCUUCGUGCGUGAACGUGCGAAUGGUUACUAUUCACCAUUUACGUACUUCGCGGCCAAGGUGCUCUUCGACAUUGUUCCGCUGAGAAUUAUUCCUCCUAUCAUCAUGGGUGUUAUCAUUUAUCCCAUGACGGGUCUGAUUCCCGACGCGUCACACUUCUUCACCUUUAUGCUUGUUCUGGUGCUUUUCAAUCUGGCUGCGGCGGCCAUCUGCCUCUUCAUUGGUAUUGUCUGCAAGGACGCCAGUGUCGCGAACUUGAUUGGAUCACUGGUUAUGCUGUUCUCGCUGCUCUUUGCCGGCCUGCUGCUUAACCACGAUGCCAUUCCGAAGCCGGCGCAGUGGCUUCAGUCGCUAUCGAUCUUCCACUACGGUUUCGAGUCGCUGAUUGUCAACGAAGUCAUCAAACUUGAACUUGUGGAUAAGAAGUAUGGUCUUGACAUUCGCGUUCCCGGCGCCACAAUCUUGUCAAGCUUCGGUUUCGACAACGGCGCACUAUGGAUGGACGUGAUGAACUUGGGCGUUUUCGCCGCCGUGUUUGUUGUGCUUGCGUACGCUGCUAUGCAUUUCCUGCUUGUCGAGCGAAGGUGA